This is a messenger RNA of Talaromyces amestolkiae, 912 nucleotides long. RefSeq lists its product as uncharacterized. The coding region runs from base 1 to 912 and encodes 303 amino acids. The transcript has 2 exons. The record is from RefSeq and is a predicted model, not a curated record. Lineage: Eukaryota; Fungi; Ascomycota; Eurotiomycetes; Eurotiales; Trichocomaceae. Gene Ontology annotation, molecular function: acyltransferase activity.
AUGGCUGCACGCUUCACACUGAAGCAAGUCCCUCUGGGUCUUCUACGACGCCAGAUCCUAGUCAAUCCCAUCACAAAGCGUAUACCCCCCUUUCUAAUCUGCUUUGCCUCAACCCUCACCCAAACCCCAGGCGGCUACCCUCUCUACCCAUCCGUUAGCACCCUCCUCCUCCAAAAGGGCAUUCCAGACUCCGAAAUCUCCAAAAUCCCCGCCACAGGUCCCAAGGGCCGUCUCCUCAAGGGCGAUGUCCUCGCAUACAUCGGCGAAGUCGCCGCUGGCUAUCCCGCCGAGCAAGCAGCGCGCAUCGAGAAGAUGGGACAUUUAGACCUUAGCAACAUCAAGAUUGCGCCUCCACCUGCACCACCUGCUGCCACACCUACUGCUGCACCCGAAGAAUUCGUCCCAGAGUUGCCAUCAGAUAUCUCGAUUGCCGUGUCGAUUUCCUUGGAAGCUGUGCUCUCAACCCAGAAACGUAUCAAGGAUGCCAUUGGCGUUACCGUCCCCUUGUCAACCUUCAUCGCGCGAGCCACCGAAGUCGCGAACGGCGACCUUCCGCGCUCAGCGGCCUCGGCGCCAUCGGCAAGUGAACUAUUCGACGAAUUGCUAGGUGCUGCGCCCAUCAAGUCUACACGCGGAAACUACGUGCCUGAAAUCAACACUGUGCCUCUCGACGAGUUUGAGAGUAUCGAUGAGGACGUCUCGGUUAGCCAGGAAGUCGAUAUCAUUGAUAUUCUAUCCGGCAAUGUGUCUCCCAGCUACAAGUCCAGUUACGUUGAGCCCAAGGCCCCCACAGCUUCUGCGCUCAAUGUAUUUAGUCUCACCGUACCCGUCGGUGAGGAGAAGAGAGCAAAGACGUUUCUAGAUCGGUUGAAUACAGUGUUGACUGUCGAUCCUGCUCGGCUAGUUCUUUGA